AAGUCGCCGGGUUGUUUUGGCUUUUUCUCUCCACGUGGAGCCUCGAGGAAACUUCUUCCGUGAGUUCAGCGUCCUGCACAACCGACCCGGAGCUGAGAGACAUGUCAGCGGGAGGACGCACCACCACGAGCCGGGACAUCCCCGCGGUCCGGCGGGUCGCGAUCCACGAUGCUGCCAACAUGCCGCUGGACUACUCCACGACCCCCGGGGGGACACUGUUCAGCACCACGCCAGGAGGCACCAGAAUCAUCUACGACAGGAAGUUCCUCCUGCAGUGUCGGACGUCUCCUCUGACCCGGACGCCUCCCAAGAUGCCCGACAUCCCCGGCGUCACAAGUCCGCUCAAACUCAACAACUCCCCCGACACGAAGCCGCCCAAACCGACACCGAAGAGCAACACUGACCAAAGCCUGCACACAGAGGACAGCGCAGGAGAAGAUGACCAGUUUGAAAUGGACAUCUGAAGAGAGAUAGAGAGACGAGGAUAAGAAGAAAAAAAAAAAAAAACAUUUUCAUUGUUUUUAUUUACUGGGAUAAAGAAGCUGUGUAAACCUCUUUCAGAUUUCUUCUGAAAUUAACAUGUUUUUUUUUUUAAACCUUAUAUGUGUAAAAAUAUAGCUCUUAUAAAACAACACUGUUUGUUGAAAGUGAACAGACACUUUGAUGGAAGUCGACCUGUGACAUACUUAAGUCGCAUGUAUCUCAGUGUUCCGUUAAAAUCAAACCAUUUUAGUUUUUUAUGUGAUUUAACUCAUUUAAUGAUUUUUAAAAAACGUGUCUUUAAAUGUUUAAUGUUAAACAAAUAAAAAACUGAAAUCAUGA
Platichthys flesus (European flounder) is the source of this 822-nucleotide messenger RNA. Its product is annotated as eukaryotic translation initiation factor 4E-binding protein 1-like. The coding region runs from base 102 to 464 and encodes 120 amino acids. Gene Ontology annotation, biological process: negative regulation of translational initiation. Lineage: Eukaryota; Metazoa; Chordata; Actinopteri; Pleuronectiformes; Pleuronectidae. The transcript has 3 exons. The record is from RefSeq and is a predicted model, not a curated record. Gene Ontology annotation, cellular component: cytoplasm. Gene Ontology annotation, molecular function: eukaryotic initiation factor 4E binding.